Molecule: messenger RNA, 2467 nt
Organism: Ilyonectria robusta
Lineage: Eukaryota; Fungi; Ascomycota; Sordariomycetes; Hypocreales; Nectriaceae
Product: cytochrome P450
Exons: 4
Coding region: 333-2243 (636 amino acids)
Molecular function (GO): iron ion binding; monooxygenase activity; heme binding
Source: RefSeq, a predicted model, not a curated record
CCACAUUCGAAACGGACCCGGACUUGUUGGUCGAGACCCCUGUCCGGAUGCCUCCAGCCCGUAAGCCUACCAUGAGUGAGCAAGCUGUCAGCGAUAACUAGCUUGGCAACCCGACCAACACGCAGUCAGAUUUGAGGCCAACUUUCCCAAUCGUGUUUCCACCCGCUAAAACUCUGCUUCUCUUCCUCUGUAUUCAUUGCUACCCAGUCGCUUGUACCUUUAUUCCCAAAGACCGUGCUGCGUUCAUCUCUCUGUUUUGCAUGUGAUAUUCUAUCCCGAGGUAGCUCAACGGGCAACGGGAUCCAGUCGUCUCGCUCGUGGAAAAUCUCAAGAUGCAGUCAAUGCUGGCUCUCAUCGGGCUUGUCCUCGCCUAUUCCAUAUACUCAUAUAUUUCCAAGUUACGAUAUAACACAGCCGAGGCCAAAAGAAGUGGCUUACCCUACAUUGUUGCCCCAUGUUCGCCUAUUUUCCUACCAUGGCAAAUGACACACAAGUUCUGGCUCCCCAUCAUCAGGUCUUUCCCCAAGUCAUGGUGGGAGGAAUGGCUCGACCCACUAAUUCCGGGCUUCUCGUAUCGCACCCGCCAUGAGCGAUUCGCUCGUCACGGAGAUGUAUUCAUAAUCGUCUCUCCGGGCAUGCUUUUUGUCAUGGUCUGUAAUGCCGAAGCCAUCCGCCAGAUCACCUCACGACGAGAGCACUUCCCGAAGCUUACCGAGACUUACGAGAUCCUGCGCCAGUUUGGCGACAAUGUACUGACAUCGGAAGGUGCUGUUUGGCGCAUGCACCGCAAAGUCACGUCUGCCUCGUUCAACGAGAAGAACGCCGCCAUCGUCUUCAAAGAGGCUAUCCGACAAGCCCAAUGCUUGUUAAAGACCUGGACAGGGCCGACAGGCGAGCGGAAAGAGACUAUCAAUUCUCUUGACCGCGAUACCAUGAGACUUGCGCUCAACAUCAUCGCCUACGUUGGAUUCGGUCUUACCCUAUUGUGGCCAGAUGAGAAGUUGCCAGCAGAGGCCAAUCUCAAGUUUGCCAAGUACGGGUCACUAGAGCCUGCUAUUGGUCAUAAACUGAGCUUUGUUGAUACAAUCGCAACAAUGCUGGAAUACAUCCUCAUGCUACUACUAGUACCCCGAUGGGUGUUAAGACUCGUACCAUCCAAGAAGGCUCAGCUUGCAGCAGACUCCCACGAAGACUGGACCAAAUAUAUGCGGGAGCUCCUCGACGAGAAGAUUGAGGAGGCCGGACGUGGAGAUCGUGUAGAGGGGAUGGACUUGAUGGGGCAGUUGGUGAGAUCGAGUUACGGAGCUGGACAGAAGACCGGCGAGGCCGUCCCCAAAGAGGGGACCCUUUCACGAGAAGACAUCCUCGGAAACGCAUUCAUCAUGCUCGUCGCAGGACACGAAACCACGGCCAAUGCUAUGCACUUCAUCCUAAUUGAACUGGCGACCAACCCGGCCUCUCAGCGGAGACUCCACAAGGACAUUGAUGAGAUAUUUGGAGACGCAGACCCAAGCUCAUGGGACUACGAGAGCUUGAUCAACCCGAUGAUGGCCAGCAUGCUAGGGGCAUGCCUGAAUGAGACACUGCGGAUGAUGCCUGCAGUUGUGGAAAUACCCAAAAAGGUAACGCCUGACCAGGACCAGGUCAUUACCGUGGAUGGGCAGAAAUACGUCAUGCCCAGGCGCACCAUGAUAUCCUUAGUUGCCGUAUCUGUCCAUCGAAACCCACGAUAUUGGCCAGCACGGCCAAGCAAGAUCCACACAGACAGGGACGACAUCAACGACUGGGUACCGGAGCGUUGGUUCCGUAACAGUCAAGAUGCCACCAAGUCGCCAGAGAAGGAAGAUGACAGCGCGGAGAUGGAAGACUUUGGCGGGGAUGGGGGGCCAGUGACAAGCGCCCAGCUCUUCCGACCGGAGAGGGGAUCCUACAUUCCAUUCAGUGACGGCCCGCGGUCCUGCCUGGGGCGACGGAUUGCGCAAGUCGAGAUCAUUGUGGCGCUGGCGGUGCUGUUCCGAAGCCACAGCCUGGAACUCGCGGUAGAUGAAUGGUCGAGUGACGACGAGAUUAGCAGCAUGACCCGAGAGGAGAAAGCGAGCGUGUACAAGAUGGCACAGAACAGCAGUCGGGCGAAGAUGGGAAGAGCUAUGUCGGUGUUGACGCUGAAGUUAGAUGGGGAGCAUGUUCCGGUGAGACUGGUCAGGAGGGGUGAAGAGAGGUUUAUCAAUUGGGUGGAGGAGUGAUGGCCGCGCAAAAUGGUGACCUGAGAGACGGCAUAGAGUCGGUGUGUACGGCAAGAUGUAGACUUGGAGUUCUGAUUGGACUAGAGGAAAUGUUAGUCAAAUGACGAUGAUGGGCUAUUUGACCAUGAUGUGUCUUAGAUGUUGACAGAAAUGAGCCAGAGAACAGUGCGAGCUUAUUGGACACUGGGAAGUCAGAAAUGUAAACAAGAGAAUGGACAUAAUGC